ACCGGAUCUCUGAAUUCCGUCACCAACAAUAAUAACACUGACGGGUUUCAGUGCACGUACAACUCGUCUAGUUUAGCUACAUACAGGAGGAGAUUAGGUAAUGACCCCAAAAUUGUAUUGUUAGACGACUUCACAUUUGGUGCAGAUUCUGUUCCAUUCAAGAGUUGCCAUGCUUCUACUAUCGUAGAAUUUGAGAAGGAUCAUUUUUUAAUUGCGUAUUUCGGCGGAAGUUUUGAAGGAGCGCCGGAUGUCAAGAUUUGGUUGCAGAGGUACAAGGACGGGUGCUGGCAUUCCCCGGUUACAGCUGAUGAACAACUAGGUGUGCCAAUGUGGAAUCCUGUGUUGUUUAAGGUUUCAACAGAUGAGUUGCUUUUGUUCUACAAGACUGGCCAGGAAGUGCAGAAAUGGAGUGGUGCCAUGAAGAGGUCUUAUGAUGGAGGUAUAACUUGGACGGAACGCGAACAACUCCCGCCGGGAGUGUUGGGUCCGAUUAAGAAUAAGCCGAUUUUGCAAAAUGGGAGUUUGUACUGUGGUUCGUCUCUGGAGAGUUGGAACUCAUGGGGUUCAUGGGUUGAGGUUACACCAGAUGCAGGAAAAACAUGGAAAAAGUAUGGACCAAUAUACAUUAAAGGUAGAUCACUAGGAGUUAUUCAACCAGUUCCGUACCGUACUGCGAAUGGUACACUACGCGUUCUACUAAGGUCUUUCAGCGGGCUAAGGAAGAUUUACAUGUCAGAGUCAUAUGAUGAUGGAGUUAACUGGAGUUAUGCAAAACCUACGAAACUUCCGAAUCCAAAUUCAGGGAUUGAUGGUGUUAAACUGAAUGAUGGUCGAUUGUUGCUUGCUUAUAACACAAUAUCAAGAGGUGUGCUCAAAGUGUCUGUCUCUAAAGAUGAUGGUGAUUCCUGGAAUCAUUUGGUAACGUUAGAGGAGGAUUUGGGUAUGGAAUUCUCUUAUCCUGCUGUCAUACAAAGUAACGAUGGACUAGUGCACAUUACUUAUACAUACAAUAGGACCCAAAUUAAGCAUGUCGUAAUACGGCCUUUAGAAGCCUAAUACAUGUUCUGCUG
Messenger RNA from Papaver somniferum (opium poppy), 1070 nucleotides. RefSeq lists its product as uncharacterized. The record is from RefSeq and is a predicted model, not a curated record. Lineage: Eukaryota; Viridiplantae; Streptophyta; Magnoliopsida; Ranunculales; Papaveraceae. The annotation marks the transcript as partial. The transcript has a single exon.